Molecule: messenger RNA, 2103 nt
Organism: Corvus hawaiiensis (hawaiian crow)
Lineage: Eukaryota; Metazoa; Chordata; Aves; Passeriformes; Corvidae
Product: pituitary tumor-transforming gene 1 protein-interacting protein-like
Exons: 7
Coding region: 53-604 (183 amino acids)
Biological process (GO): protein import into nucleus
Cellular component (GO): nucleus; cytoplasm
Source: RefSeq, a predicted model, not a curated record
GCGCGGGGCUGGUGCCCGGAGGGAGCGGGGCGCGUCCGCUGCCGUCCCGGCGAUGGAGGCGGCGCGGCGGUGGCCGCUGUGGCUGCAGGGCCUGGCAUUGCUGUGGGGCCGCGCCGUGGCGGGGCUGGAGCAGAUUCGCACCACGGUUCCGCCGGCACCAGCGCAGGCAUGUUCAGCACUUUCCCAGAAGUCCUGUGAAGAAUGUCUCAAAAAUGUUUCGUGCCUUUGGUGUUACACCAACAACACUUGUAUUGACUACCCUGUAAGAAGUAUUCUUCCAUCAUCUUCAUUGUGUUCUCUCUCAAAUGCUCGAUGGGGAGUUUGCUGGAUAAACUUCGAGGCUUUAAUUAUUGCCCUAGCUGUGGUAGCUGGACUCAUUCUGGUGUCUGUAACAGUCUGUUGCUGUUACUGCUGUUACUGCAGAAAGCGUUCCAGGAGCAGACUAGAUGAUGAAGAGGAGCAGCUAGCUAGGAAGAGAGAGGAACGAAGACUACAGUCUCUUCAGAGGAAACAUGAAAGAAAACUGAAGCAUGAUGAAAUACGUAAGAAGUAUGGUCUUCUUCAGGAUUCUGAUAACCCCUACAGCAGAUUUGAGAAUGAAUGAAAAUGAGCACCUUUCACAAGAGCUGUAACUCCAGAAUCCAGGAAGACUGUUUUCAUUUGCCCUUUGUGUUCUUUCACUUUUGAUUUUUUUUGUCUCCAAAGUUUUUUUUUUUCCUGGUUGUAAAACUAGAAGCAGCUGAAGACUUUCUGAAAUAACACGUUUCUAUCUUCUACCUGUAUAGAACUAAUUUUUUAUAAAUGUUUACUGAAGUUUAUGUUGGUUAUCUUUCCUGCUCUUAAAUCUAUAUUUUAUUACUUGAUUUAGAUGGUUAAUAGUCACAAUAAUGUGUUUCAGUUCAGUCUUAACUGCCACUUAAAGCAGGUGUUCUCAUGUUCCUAAAUAAAGAGAUUAUAUAUAUAUCUAAUAAAAAGCAACAUGGAAGCACAGCUCCACAUAGCAGAAAUAGUUGAUGAAAAAUACAUCAUGCCCAUUCUUGUGGGUGGAGGGUUUUUUGCCUGGAAAAAGAUCUUCCAAGAGUGUAAUGUGUAAGGAUUGACAGGAGCAUAUUUGUCUUUGAAUAAUUAAAUUCAGUUGUGGGAAUGUUCAUAAGUACUUUGGAUAUAGCACUGAUGUGAAAGAGAAACCAGUUAGCAAAAUUGGAAGAAGGUCAUUCUUGAAACAAACAUAGUUAUGUGUUCCUAAAUUUAAGAAACAUCAGCCUGUGUGAACACUUUAUUCUGCAAACUUAAUGUAUAUUGGAAAAAAAGUAUUAAGUUGCCCAUAUUCUGGAGUUUACCAGGGCUGACCCUGGCCAGCAGCUUAAGCACUGCCCAGCUGCUUCCUCCCUCCCUUGGGAGGAUGCGGGAGGGAAUGGGAACAGCAAAGGGUUGAGAUAAAGGCGCGGUAAGUGAGAGAGAGUAGUGGGAACAAACUCUGCAAAGGCAGUUGCCACCUCCCAGAAGCAGACCUCUGCCCAGCCUCCCCUCCGUUUUUCUUGGUGAGCCUGCAGUAGGGUCAGUUUGGGUCAAUUUUGGCCAGCUGUCCCAACCGUGUCCUCUCCCAGCUUCUUGCUCAUCCCUGGCCUACUUGCUGGAGCAGGUAGAGUGGGGGAAAAAUGAAACCUUGAUGCUGUGCAAGCAAUGCUCAGCAAAAACCAAAGCACUGGUGUGUUACCAGCACUGUUCCUGCCACAAAUCCAAAGCAAAGCAGCACUGUAAGGGCUGCUGUGAAGAAAGUUACCUCAGUCCCUGCCAGACCCAAUACAGUAAGAAGGCAGUAUUUUUUUAAGCUUUUAUUGUUCUUUUGAUAUUUCCGUAAUGUGAUUUACUUCCCGUCUUUCUUUUCAUAGAGGUGUUUCCUUGAGCACUUUUAGUAGCUUACAAGUAUGUGACAAGCAAAGAGCUCCUCUGUGCCCCCAGUCUAAUUGUACAUUCCCAUUUAUUCUGUACACUUUAAAUCAGCUCUCUUGCUGUUUAUUAUCUGUUAAACAAAUGUACAGUAUUGAAGGUGUUUGUGUUAUUUUUUGUCCACAUUCCUAAAAUAAACUCUUUUAACAUCUU